This is a messenger RNA of Pseudophryne corroboree (corroboree frog), 2741 nucleotides long. RefSeq names its product protein phosphatase 2 scaffold subunit Aalpha (gene PPP2R1A). Gene Ontology annotation, molecular function: protein binding; protein phosphatase regulator activity. The transcript has 15 exons. Gene Ontology annotation, biological process: protein dephosphorylation; chromosome segregation. Bases 98 to 1867 code for a protein of 589 amino acids. The record is from RefSeq and is a predicted model, not a curated record. Gene Ontology annotation, cellular component: cytoplasm; protein phosphatase type 2A complex. Lineage: Eukaryota; Metazoa; Chordata; Amphibia; Anura; Myobatrachidae.
GCCUUUUACCCCUGCGUGACAGCGUAGGAAUCCCCGCGCCCGCCCCAUUCAGCGACACUCCGAUUCCGUCUCUCUCACUGACACAGGAAGAAGCAAGAUGGCGGCGGCUGACGGGGACGACUCCCUGUAUCCCAUCGCCGUGCUCAUCGACGAGCUGCGCAACGAGGACGUGCAGCUCCGUCUAAACAGUAUUAAGAAACUCUCCACUAUCGCUUUGGCACUGGGUGUUGAGAGGACACGUAGUGAGCUUCUUCCCUUCCUGACAGAUACAAUCUAUGAUGAAGAUGAGGUCCUUCUGGCAUUGGCUGAGCAGUUGGGGACCUUCACUUCGCUGGUCGGGGGUCCGGAGUUCGUGCACUGCUUAUUGCCACCCUUAGAGAGCCUGGCGACCGUGGAGGAGACCGUGGUGAGGGACAAAGCUGUGGAAUCUCUGCGGGCAAUUUCCCAUGAGCACUCCCCUUCGGACCUGGAGGCGCACUUUGUGCCCCUGCUGAAGCGCCUGGCCAGUGGGGACUGGUUCACGUCUCGCACAUCUGCUUGCGGCCUGUUCAGCGUCUGCUAUCCUCGGGUCUCCAGUACUGUCAAAGCAGAACUCAGACAACACUUCCGAAAUCUGUGCUCAGAUGACACUCCAAUGGUCAGGCGAGCUGCUGCCUCUAAAUUGGGUGAGUUUGCUAAAGUCCUGGAGCUGGAACACGUGAAAAGUGAAAUUAUCCCCAUGUUCUCCAACCUCGCAUCCGAUGAACAGGAUUCUGUGCGCCUGCUGGCUGUGGAGGCCUGUGUGAACAUUGCCCAGCUUCUGCCCCAGGAAGAGCUGGAGCCACUGGUGAUGCCGACACUGCGUCAGGCAGCCGAGGACAAGUCCUGGCGUGUGCGCUAUAUGGUGGCAGACAAAUUCACAGAGCUCCAGAAAGCAGUCGGACCGGAAAUUACCAAGACAGACUUGGUUCCUGCUUUCCAGAACCUGAUGAAGGACUGUGAGGCGGAGGUGCGAGCUGCUGCCUCCCACAAGGUUAAAGAGUUCUGUGAGAAUCUGUCGGCUGAUUGCCGUGAAAACGUCAUCAUGACCCAAAUACUGCCAUGUGUGAAGGAAUUGGUUUCAGAUGCCAACCAACAUGUGAAAUCUGCCCUGGCCUCUGUCAUUAUGGGUCUGUCUCCUAUCCUGGGGAAGGACAAUACUAUUGAGCAUCUUCUUCCUCUGUUCUUGGCCCAGCUGAAGGAUGAGUGCCCAGAGGUAAGGCUGAACAUCAUUUCCAACCUGGACUGCGUGAACGAGGUCAUCGGGAUCCGGCAGCUCUCCCAGUCGCUCCUGCCUGCCAUUGUGGAGCUGGCGGAGGAUGCAAAGUGGCGUGUGCGUCUGGCGAUCAUCGAGUACAUGCCUCUCCUGGCUGGCCAAUUGGGUGUAGAGUUCUUCGAUGAGAAGCUGAACUCAUUAUGCAUGGCCUGGCUGGUGGAUCAUGUUUAUGCCAUCAGGGAGGCAGCGACGAGCAAUCUGAAGAAGCUAGUGGAGAAGUUUGGUAAAGACUGGGCUCAGGCCACCAUCAUCCCGAAGGUUCUCGCCAUGUCCAAUGACCCCAACUAUCUGCAUCGAAUGACCACAUUGUUCUGUAUCAAUGUUCUGUCAGAGGUCUGCGGACAGGACAUCACUACCAAGCACAUGUUGCCUACAGUUGUGCGGAUGGCAGGCGAUGCCGUGGCCAAUGUGCGCUUCAAUGUGGCAAAGUCUCUGCAGAAGAUCGGACCCACCCUGGAGAACAGUACCUUGAUGAAUGAUGUGAAACCAGUCCUGGAGAAGCUAACUCAAGACCAAGAUGUUGAUGUGAAAUACUUUGCACAAGAAGCACUUACAGUGCUGGCUCUGGCAUGAGAAUACCAAUUUUCAGAAGCCCGCGGUGCCACCGCUACCACUAGGGCAACACUCUUCCCUGCACGACUCCAACUAUCGUUUGUGCUUCUGGCUCUACACCGUAACGAACCCUUGGUUCAGUCCUGCUCAGUGGUGUCGUCUUCUCUCCCACAGCCUCCUGGAUCUCUGCUACCUUCCUAUAGCCCUCAUCAUCAUUACUCAACAACAAAUUAUCGGCUGUGACUUUCAACCCUAAUAUGCUAUUUCAUUGUUCUGAUGGAUACCGAACGGGGAUCGUUUGUUCAUAUGGGUGCUUUGUUUUUAUGACUCGGAAUAAACCAAUUAUAUUGGGGAAGGAAAUUUGGCGGCUUUUUUUAUUUUUGUGAAAUAUCUUUCAGGCCUGUGUUUUUUAUUCCUAUACAAUUCUGUUUAAAUGUUUGGUAAUGGUUGGGCAAUCCUCUAUCAGUCCACCUGGGGCUGUGCUCCUAGGUACUGUAACUCUCUAUCAGAGUGUUGCGUGAGGGGCUGACAAAGGAUUGCCACACUCGUGCAAUUUCGUGGCGCCACCUUCACUCACUACGUUUGGAAUCCGCUGGAAUUUUAAAACACUACAUUUCCAUAUUGUAAUUGUGUACGCGCUACUCUGAUUCUGUCUGGAAAAGUAUAGUAUAUUGCUUUUCUUUAUACAAUCAACAACUUCACCUAUAGCUACAAGCUUUUUUGUUUUCGAUACCUUCAAAAAUGUCAUAAGUUUGGUAAGAUACGUGAGUAUAUACAGAAAUUGCCAUUUACUAGUGUUAUAAACUGCACCAUUGAACUAUUUGAAGUGUAACAGGCUAUUCAUCACCCAAGCUGCCUUGGUUGUAAAAUAAAAAAAAUACAUUUUAAAUUCCUA